AUGAUGAGACUAGUAUCCCUCAUUUUUGCAGGCUUUACCGUUUUCAGUGGCCGUAUUGCUGCAAAUGAGCCGUCCUCCGAUCAGCAAAUCCAGGACCGAGUCAAGGGGCUCAUGGCGACCAUGGACUUGGACGCGAUGCUUGGCCAGAUGACGCAACUGGAUGUGACCACGAUCCUGCAUCCGAACCGCACCCUCAAUCGUGCAGUUGUCCAUGAACACGCGAAACUCAAUGUGGGCUCGUACUUGAACACGCCUGGUGCUGAACUGAACGACACAAACUCGAACUCGACCUACAAUUUCUCCCCCAGAGAGUGGCGUGAGUUGAUCACGGACAUUCAAGCCAUCUAUGCCAGCCACGGCAGCCACCCUGUCAUCUAUGGAAUCGACUCGGUCCAUGGGGCUAACUACAUUCGUGGAGCAGUACUUUUCGGACAACAACUCAACGCCGCUGCAACAUUCAACCCGGAGCUGGCCUACGAAAUGGGUCGAAUCACUGCCCGAGACACCGGAGCAGCAGGAAUCCCGUGGUUAUUUGCGCCGAUCCUUGAGAUCUCGCAUAACCCUCUUUGGGCGAGAACGUUCGAGACUUUCGGAGAAGACCCUCACCUGGUGUCGGUUAUGGCUGACGCUGUCAUUCGAGGUAUCCAGAGCAAUGGCACUACGGCAGCAUGCAUGAAGCAUAUCAUCGGGUACUCAAGAACACCAACAGGCCACGAUCGUGCAGGCGUCACAGUUUCCGACUUCGAGCUCCUCAAUCGCUUCGCACCUCCUUUCUUGGCUGCCAUUAAAGCUGGUGCCAUGACUGCCAUGGAAAGCUACAUUUCUAUCAACGGGGUCCCGGUUGUUGCCAACACCAAAAUCUUGAGAGAUUUAGUGCGUCACGAUAUGGGCUUCGACGGACUCAUCGUUACAGACUAUGCUGAAAUCCAUAAUCUCCACGCAUGGCAUCGAGUUGCUAAAACGGAUCGAGAAGCGGUCCGAAUGGCGCUGACGAACGCUCCGUUAGACAUGAGCAUGGUGGCACUCAACACGUCAUUCGUCGAUAUGGCUCGCCUUGCCGUUCAGGAGAAUGCCGAGCUGAUGAACCGUGUAAACGAGUCGGUCCGUCGGAUCUUCACGACCAAGGUAAAGCUAGGUCUGUUUGACAACGCGUUACCAGGAACGGAAGACGAUAUCGCUCUCGUCGGCGGAAGCGAGAGCCAACAGGCAGCACUGGAACUCGCACGCGAGUCCAUCGUUUUACUCAAAAAUGAAGACGGAAUCCUUCCUUUGGGUGCGAGCACUGAGGUCUUCCUGACGGGACAUGCGGCAGACAAUGUCGGUCUCUUGUGUGGAGGGUGGUCUCUUCGCUGGCAAGGUGUGUCGGGAAACAGUCUCUUUCCAAACGGCAUCUCGCUCCGCCAGGGAAUCGCAAAUGUACUGCACACGAGUUCUGGCGUUGUCCACUAUGUCAACGGUCUACACCCCAAUGGCUCCUACUCUUCGGCCGAUCUCGAGGAAGCCAAGUGCCUUGCAAGAAGAUCGACUUACACGAUUGUCGCCAUUGGUGAGGGCGUGUAUGCAGAGAAACCGGGCGACAUAGACGAUUUGAACCUACCGCUGGGUCAAGUGGAGUAUGUUCGCGAAAUUGCUGCCACCGGUACGAAGGUGAUCCUCGUUCUGGUACAAGGACGUCCCCGGCUGCUCCAGGGUCUUGCUGAAAUUGCCCACGCAGUGGUAUACGCUAUGCUUCCUGGUGAGCUGGGUGGUCAAGCACUCGCUGACGUCCUAUUUGGACGUGUCAACCCGAGCGGACGACUUCCCAUUACAUACCCGAAGACGUCAGCAAACAUUGCGAUUCCUUACAACCACCUUGUGAGUACGCGCUGCCGUGACGAAGGGUCAUGCAAGAUGGAGUGGAACUUCGGACACGGGCUCAGCUACUCUGCGUUCAAGUAUGGCAACGUUUCGCUGAGCAGGACUACCGUACCAAACAGCGGCGACACCUCACUCGAGGUCAGCGUGGCAGUCACAAACGCUGGCUCGAUGGCCGGAAAGGAGACGGUCAUGUUGUUCCUCAUUCAACCAUUCCGCGCUAUUUCCGUACCGGAGGCCAAACAGUUGAAAAGAUUCGCGAAGAUUCAUCUUCAGCCAGGUGAGACGCGAGUGGUGUCGUUCACUCUUUCUCGCGAAGACUGGGGUGUGCUUGACCCGCAGAUCGGCUCUGGAUUCCACCGCAUCGUCGAGGCAGGCGACUACUUUGUUGCCGUGAAGCCUGAUACGGAGUGCGACGUCUACGGCGGUAUCAAAUCGACGCCCAACGCACUGUGUGCACAUUUCACGGUUCAAGACAUCUAA
Molecule: messenger RNA, 2337 nt
Organism: Peronospora matthiolae
Lineage: Eukaryota; Oomycota; Peronosporomycetes; Peronosporales; Peronosporaceae
Source: the annotation of a GenBank genome assembly